Messenger RNA from Effrenium voratum, 2864 nucleotides. The record is from the annotation of a GenBank genome assembly. Lineage: Eukaryota; Dinophyceae; Suessiales; Symbiodiniaceae.
AGCAAAUCACGCGCCCAGUAGCAAUCUCUCUCCGCAUUCCCCGUGGAGCUCUACAAGUGAAGGGCCCGUCAGGCCGUUCUGUGGGCCCAUGGCCGAGGCGGAAACGAAGAAGGCGAAGCACGAGACGGCGGAGCACGUGGCCUGGGACUGCAGCGAUGUGGUGCCCAGAGUCAGGAUCUUGGCCAGACACUGCCGCCAACACUUGGACAAAGCCAAGGACACGCCGGACAUCCAACAUGAGCUGAUGGUGGCCAUGGGAAACCUGGUGAAGGUCCCUGCGGUGGCGCUGAUGCUGCCGGCCAUGUCUGAGGAGCUGAAAGCCGCGCUCAGGGAGGUCUCGGACAAAGGCAUUGAGCUUCUGGCGGCGGCAGAGACCAGCUUGUGGGACAGCCCCCGCAUGCUCUUCAUUCUCUCGCUCAGAGAGACCGACAUGCGGAGCCCAGUGGCGCAACUACAAGGCCUCCUGGAGGCCGUAGCGGAGUGCACUUUGAAGGUGAAGGCCAAGCAGGGCCCUUGGCUGUGGCCGCUCCAUGAGCCAGAUGUGUCUGCCUCCUUGUUGCUGUGCGACGCAAUGAACGACACAGAGAAUUGCUGCAUGCGGGCUCUGCGGAUGAUGCGGAUCCUGCCGUCAGUGUGCCUGAAGGAGCAGCAGCAGCACAUCCGGGAGCAGUACUCAGCUUCUACGACCUAUGUCUUUGCCUGGACUGAGGUCUACAUGCAGGCCAUGUGGGCGCUGCUCAUAUUGGUGGUGCCUCUGGCCAUCGCGCUGCCGGUGGUGCCCGAUUUGCUCGGGGCCUCCAGCUGGGGGUUCUACACCUUGCAGGCCAUCGUCUUGGUGUGGACCAUGACUCUGGGCGCCCUGAGCCGCUCGCGCCGGGCCUUCGUGAACGAUGGCUCCUCCCUGGCGCGGUCCGAGAAGGCGGUGAACUGGGAGCACUUCGAUCACUCGCGCCGAUCGAAGCUCAGAAGAGUCUUGCAGAUGACUGGAACGGGCAAUGAGUUUGCAGAAGUGGUGAAUGUGCGGCAGAAUCCCGACCACUGGCAUUCAGAGAAUCCGAAGACCUGGCGGUUUCUCAGUGUGGCAGUGACAGUCCUGGCGGGGCUCUUGUGCCUGACCUUGGCGGGGAUUUCGCUGCUCGCGGUGAUGGAGCUGAAGUUCAUGCUGAUCUUCGAAUGGGGCGAGUGCUUCCGGCUGGAGUGCAUCGGUCCAGAAGAUAUGCACGGCUUUGGCGGCCUGCUGUCCAUGAUCGGCACAGACAUCAUACUGGCGUUAUUGCUGAACGUGGCCACGGGCGAACUGUGCAAAGCCUUUGCCUUCCACAUCGCCAAGUUCUGGAAUUUCAAGCAGAUGAUCUCGCGGCAGAUCUGUUUCUACAUCACGGCCUCCUCCAUUGACGUCCUGGCGGGGAUCGGAGUCUUCUCCUAUCUCGCCUUCUCCUUCCUGCCAGAAUGGGAGCAGACAGUUGUCUCAUCGUGGGACGACUCCAGCAUGUGCGUGGGCAUGUGGGACUAUGAUGUCUGCCGAGUCAUGCGCGGCUGCGCUGAGGGAGACUCGGUGUGCUGCUCGGGCACCCUCUUCUGCGCGCGCGCGAAAGCUCCGGUGACGCAGCGGCGUUCGCUCUUCGAGGCCUGGCUGGGGGGUCUCUUCAUGGUGGCGCCCUUUGUGGAGGUUCUGAUUCAGUUCCUCGUGCCCGUGCUGGCAUACUACAUCCACCUCAAGGCGGACCACAUCCAGAAUGACGACGAGCGCGACCCUGGCAGGCGCAAAUCCUGCUGCUGUUGCUUCCUGGAAGGACUUGGGCGACUAGUGGCAUUCAUCUUUCUUUUGGAUGGAGGCGUCAUGGGCUUGCCCUACGUCUGGCGGGGCUACCCCUUCGCAGCACCAAAUGUUCAACACGAGGACCCCCGCAAGAAAGCCGUCCUGGGCCCGGUAUGCGACGGCUGCAAGCGGGACAUGCACUGGACAGACGCGGACAAGGACUGGAGCUGCCGACAUCACCACCGCUGCCGAAACGACCUCGCCAGCAAAGGACCAGAGAGAUGGUGUUGCCGAAUAUGUCAAAGCGACAUUUGUGGUGACUGCCACCCCCAAGGGGCUCAGGCACUGAACCACCUCUUUGGGCCUUUGGACCAGCGCCUGCUGCGGCCCUUCAACCCCAUCGACGAGCUGAAGAUGCUCAAGAUGAACUUCAUGAUCGUUGUCAUGUUUGCACCCAUCAACCCUUACGGGUUGAUCGCUCAGCUCCUGGCUCGACUCCUCGACCUGCACUCCCGCAUUUGGAAGCUGCUGAUGGUGAGACGCCGGGACUCGCCAAUGGACAAUGCCUUGGCCCACGCCAGCCAGAAGGUCUUUGGCCAGAUCAUCCUUCCCUUUGGGGCGAUCUGGCACGUAGGACUGUCCCUGAUCUCCUUCAACGUGGAGCUCUACGCCUACGACCGCGGCCAGCUGGUGCUGUACUGGGCCCUGGGCUCCUUGUGCCUGGCCGGCCUGGGCGUCCUCUUCCAAGUCCUGGGCUUCAAGGCGUAUCAUUGGAUGUAUGGCAGCAAGCCGAGCCUCAGGGGGACCGUCUCAUCGCUGGGAUCCAGCUUGGAUCCAACCUCAUUGGGUAUGGACAAGUCACAGAUCAUGGAGGACCUUGACUUACGCGCCGAAGGCGCUGUCGAGGGCGACGGUAAGGACGAUAAGGUGGAGCCUGAGAGGACGAGUACCUGGGAAUAUUUGGCGGCAGCGGAAUGCCAUCCGCCAGGGACUGUUGAACACUAAACCGGUAGGGAUCCCGACGUGGCCGGCGUGUGAUUGCAGAGUCUGCGCGAGCGCAUUUUUGAAGUGAUGCUUUCGGUGCUUCUGAAAUCUUUGACAUCUC